GACCUAUUCGGGGUAUUUGUCCCAGUGUUCACAUGCAUGCUGGGCUUCCGCAUCGCUAACAUCACCGACGAGCAGGCCGCCAACAAGGCGUGCCCCAUCUACGCCAUCGGCGCCUCCUUGCGGCGCAGGGCAGCCGCGACCCUGAACGCGCGCGUCGCCGACCCCGACGCCGGCGACCUCGGCCUCCCUGGCUUCGCAGGCCACCCCACCUUUGACCUGGCGGACAUUGACAAGGACGUCGGCCAAGUCUUCCAAAUGGCCAGCUGCGUUCCAGCCAGCCGCGUGCUCGACGACGCCGCCGUUGCCCACGGCCUCAAUGAAGAGUCCAAACUCGUGCUCCACUUCAGCACCGAGCACUAUCUCACGAUAGGGCAAACAGUGAGGGUCUUUAUUGGCUCCACCUCCGCGGACCAGCCCUUCAAGGCCUUCCGCGCUGCCAAGAACGCCCGCGUGCUCGACGACGCGGUUGGCUUUUCCCAAAGCUUCGCACGGCUUGCCCGCGUGGAAAAGGUAGACAAGGAGGUGAUCGGCCUCGCCCCCGACGGUCGCUGCCACGCAGCGCGCGGCAGCUACUCCUACGAGCACGCCAUCUUCGCCGCCCAGGAGGCCGCCGUUGAGCUGGGCGGGAAGUCGGCGCUCAGCCUUCCCUUCGGGGUGAUCGACGAGGCUGGGCGGAUGAACGAAGGGGGCGCAGCAAUGCCCUUGGUGCACAUCAUCCGCGGCGGAGGACAUCUCGUCGUCGUCGGUGACCCGCGGCAACUCCCCCCCACCGUUAUGUCCAAGCAUGCCGCGGACGUGGGCCUGGCGCUCUCGAUCUUCCAGAGGCUGCGCGACUCCCUCGGGGAGCAGCAAGGAGCGGUGAUCACCCUCUCCCGUUCCUGCCGCAUGCGCCCCUUCCUCACGUUCUUCCCCUCAGUGGCCUACUACAACAAGGCACUCGUCGGCGGCCUCCUCGACCCCCUGAAGUAUCGACCCCUGGCGCCUUCCCUGCCAUGGGCCCCCGUUCGCGAUGUCGAGCCCGAGAAAUACUUGUCCUUGGCUCAGAUCCUCAAGGUUCGCAGUCAG
This is a messenger RNA of Prorocentrum cordatum, 1065 nucleotides long. The record is from the annotation of a GenBank genome assembly. Lineage: Eukaryota; Dinophyceae; Prorocentrales; Prorocentraceae.